Molecule: messenger RNA, 2403 nt
Organism: Mucor velutinosus
Lineage: Eukaryota; Fungi; Mucoromycota; Mucoromycetes; Mucorales; Mucoraceae
Exons: 10
Coding region: 1-2403 (800 amino acids)
Biological process (GO): DNA replication; DNA replication initiation
Cellular component (GO): nuclear origin of replication recognition complex; DNA replication preinitiation complex; nuclear pre-replicative complex
Molecular function (GO): DNA replication origin binding
Source: RefSeq, a predicted model, not a curated record
AUGGCGAGCAUGACUACAGCACUAGUGAGAGACAAUUUUGACUCCAUCUCAGAGGGCUGUUUCUUGGUCAUGCCAGGAAAGAAGAGACAGAAUAAAGGCACGCAAUCCACCAAGACGAAAAGAGCCAAGCCAAAUACGAAGAAUAUUAAGAUUGCUCAGCGCUCUGAGGAGGAGAGCCAAGCAUUGUUGUAUGAUGGAUUUCAGCAAUUGUUCAACGGCAGAGAGUCGGUCGAGUGCAUGCUCAAUCGAAAAGAAAAUUUUAAAGAGUGUUGGAGUCGAGUCAAUGAAACGAUUACCAACAUUUUGCUCGACAUGAACCAAAAUGCAAUGGAAAGAAUCUGUGCUUUUGUCGACAAGGAUCACGAUGUAAACGAUAAUUUGAUCAAGUUGCCCUUCCACGAAAUUCCAACGGGUCUUGUGUUUGCUGGCAUCAACACACCAGACCAUGACACUCAAUUCGCACACAUUGCAUCGAAAUUACAAGAGGCACCCUCAGCUGAAAACAAGCGCAAAAAGAAGGAUUUCGUGGCAUUAUUACAAUCGAAAAAUUGCCUCAAUAUCAAGAAUAUGAUCAAGGCCAUGAUCGAGCGAUUUUUGGCCAACGAAAAAGAUGUGAGUGGCGACGAUAUAGGGUUUGACGACAACGAAGACGAAAAUGAGGAUGAUGCGGAGGACGAUGAGGACAUGAUUCGAGUGACAGAGCGUCAAGCGGCUACGUAUAAACUUGGAAAUAGGGCCACCGCAGCCAAGCCUAGCAAGUGUUUACCUUACGACAUGCAACUGCUGGAAGGAUGGUACAAAUUUCAAACAAAUCGCACCAAUGCCUCACCCAAUUUGGUUGUGAUUCUUCAAGAUUUUGAGUCGUUCGAGCCCACAGUUGUGCAGGAUUUCUUUACCAUCUGCAGUGAAUACAGAGCUCGACUUCCUAUUGUUUGUAUUGUGGGUAUUGCAACAUCCACCGAGAUUCUUCAUCAAUCUUUAAGCAAAUCAACCAUUGGACUAUUGAGAAUUGAAAAGUUUACGCUUGAGCAGAGUGAAGUUUGGUUCAACAGAGUGAUUGAAGAGAUGUUCCUUGAUUCAACCACCACCAUCAAAUUUGGAGCUCGACCUUAUAAGUUUCUGCUGGAUCAUUUCUAUCUAUACGAUUAUUCCAUUAGCAAAGUAACAGCAAGUCUCAAGUAUGCUUAUAUGCAUCAUUUCUACGGCAAUCCACUCUCCAUCUUUUUGCCCCUGAUGCAGCACGAUAAAAGCAAGAUGCAAGGCUGCCUGGCGGAAUGGAUGGCCAAGGGAAUACUCAAUGAACACCAUAUCACCCACAUCCGCAUGCUAAAGUCGUUCAGAGCUUACAUCGAAUCACUUGCACCAACUGAGCCAAAGAAAGCACUUCGAUUACUAGAAGAUGACUACUACCUCAUCACUGACAUUGUUCCCGAUUUAAUCAAUGAUAUCAAAACUUACCAACAAGAGUUCAAAAUGGGCAUUAACUUGCUCGUGUUACUGCAGGCACAGUUUCCAUCGUUCACCUCAUUUUCGAACCUUCGCAAAUCAAAACGACUGUUGCUCUUGGAAGCACUUGGAUCCAACGAGAGAUUUUCGGAAAAGGGAGACAUUGUCAAGUCACUGGUCAUUUUGAUCCGAAAGAUUGACGAGCGUCACGUAGACAGAUUGUUGACAGAAUUACGCCAGUUCCUCGAGAGGGCAGAGUACCAGGAAAUCAGUGCGUCUGCUAUCGAGCAAUUGAACGAAUGGCAAGAGCGAUUUAAUCACUUGGCGGAGGGGCGCGAGCAUCACGCAGCAAGAGCCAAUGUGAAUUUAAAGGGCAUGUUACUACCAGAUGUGCAAGAGAGUCGGGCAACAGCAACAUCGAAAAAGGUGCAAACACAAUCCAUUGAGCAUCUCAAGAAAAAGGGCAGUGAAGCAUCCAAGAUUGCCAUGAGCAUAGCAGAAUGGGUGGAAAGCGUGCUUGCCCAUCAUUUGAGAUCAUUUAUCAACCUGCCUCUAUAUGAAAUGAUUUACUAUACCAACAUACAACUGCACGAAAAGUCAUUUGCAUCUCAACCUCGUGCAGCAGUUCAAACAGCAUUAACACAACCCCAACACUACAUGUAUUGCUCAUGCUGCCAUACAGAAAAGAGCGACCAGAUUCUCUCAUCAGAGCACGAUACGUGUAUUUUGUACAAAUUGUAUUUGGAGUGUGGUAGAAUGAUUAAUUUGUAUGAUUGGUUUGUGGCAUUUGGAUGCAUCGUUGAAAGAGAAAAGAGAUCUCCGCAUCAAAAACUGGAAGAGAAUGAAGUGCAAGCACGGUUCAUUCGAUCUGUUGCAGAGCUUCAGUUUCUGGGAUUCAUCAAGCCAACGCAGAGAAAGACGGAUCAUGUUAUUCGAUUAACUUGGUCAAACAUCUAA